Messenger RNA from Coregonus sp. 'balchen', 3518 nucleotides. NCBI's taxonomy places the organism in Eukaryota, Metazoa, Chordata, Actinopteri, Salmoniformes, Salmonidae. The record is from the annotation of a GenBank genome assembly.
GCUCACCAUGUGUGACUUGACUUGCACCAGCGACGGACUAAACUGCGUAAGUCUCUGGAAUUUUCUUCUAUAAGGUAAUCUUUGCAUUAAAAAAAUAUUUGCAAUACGCCGUUUGAUGACAGUUGUAAGUAUGUUCUUGUUUUGCUUUACAGUUUAGAGAAGCUAUUGUAUAAACAUGAAGAUACGACAAAUUAUGACCGUUUGCAGAAUAAACCGAUUGCAGUGCUGAACGAUUAGGGUUAUUUUCCACGACCUGGCGGGAAUGAUUCGAUUGACCCCAAUUCGUUUGAACCAAAUAUCUAAAUGAAUGUUUGUUCAUAACAUAAGCAGUGGAGUAGCCCACAGUGUUUGCGUUUUGUUUUUUAAUAUUUCACCUAUGGUGGUUCCAUUAAGAUUGUAUUUAACAGUGAUGGUCCCACAACAUUAUUGCACAGCUUUAUAGGCUUACAUUUGUACUGUAAGUACCAGGGAAAUACUUUUAAACACACAUCUUGUCGCCUGCAGCACGGACAUCAUAACAUGGAAAACUGGUUAGACAGUCUGCCCUAGUGCCACCAUGCCAAACAUUACAAUUAGACCACCCCACUGGCAGGAAGAAAAUACACAGGAAAAAGUAGGUGAAAGUUGUUCAAGAACGGAUUAAAGUCACUAAACUCUGAUUGCAGAACCUACUGUAUUGGAUGUGAUAAAUACAGAAAAGUUACUGUGAACUGUAAUGUUCAAAACAAAGAGUCCUGUGGCUUGGAAAUGAGCUCAUGUUUUCCUGGAUGAAUGAUUCACUGCUGGACUGGUACCAUGUUUAUUUCUAGCUGCACAAAUUAGGCCUAUCUGAAUAACAAUACCCAUUGCAUUACUCCUCAGGCCCAGCAGCCUUGCUUGCCAGGCUAAUAGACACACGGCUGGGGAACAAGACUAGUUCAGCUACAUCGUGAUGCAGUGGCUCCAGGAUGGAACAACUAGCUGGGCUUGGCUCUGCCUGUCCUGCUGCCUCCUGCUGAGUGCCUGGUGCCCGGUGGGGGCGGAGGUGGGACCCACACCCGACCCAGAGUCAGGGGAGCUCAUGCAGGGAGACUGGGAGUGGGGCUCCGGUUCCUUCAACCUCCAGGAUCUCCUCCACAGCUUCCCCGCCGACAGCCCCUUUGUGACAGAGACUCCGGGGAACCCUGUCAACUGCUCCCAGCGCUUCUGGCUGCCCUCUGCCUCUCCAGUCUGCUGGGACGACAUCGCGGGGCCAGAGGAGUUUGAGCAGUCCCGUCUGCUGGUGCUCCAGAACAGGGCGGCCCUGCAGGCGGUGUCCCUGGCUAGCGAGGUGGUGGUAGAGGGGGGAACCUCAGCCUCGUUUAAACAGCAGGCCUUGGAGGACUUGCAGGUGGUGCGGGCGGACUACCUGAACGUGACAGAGACGACGGAGACCAUGCAGAAGGUGUUCCUCACACUGGAGGAGAAGAGGAAGGAGGGGACGGAGCACUGGACCUUCUCAAGGUGAGGGGGAGGGGAUGGAGAACUGGACCUUCACAAGGUGAGGGGGAGGGGACGGAGCACUGGACCUUCUCAAGGUGAGGGGGAGGGGACAGAGCACUGGACCUUCUCAAGGUGAGGGGGAGGGGACAGAGCACUGGACCUUCUCAAGGUGAGGGGGAGGGGACGGAGCACUGGACCUUCACAAGGUGAGUGGGAGGAGACGGAGCACUGGACCUUCUCAAGGUGAGGGGGAGGGGACGGAACACUGGACCUUCUCAAGAUUAGGGGGAGGGGACAGAGCACUGGACCUUCACAAGGUGAGGGGGAGGGGACAGAGCACUGGACCUUCACAAGGUGAGGGGGAGGGGAUGGAGCACUGGACCUUCUCUAGGGGAGGGGACGGAACACUGGACCUCAAGUUGAGGGGGAGGGGACGGAGGACUGGAUUUUCUCAAGUUGAGGGGGAAUGGAUGGAGCACUGGACCUUCUCAAGGUGAGGGGGAGGGGAUGGAGAACUGGAUCUUCUCAAGGUUAGGGAGAGGGGAUGGAGCACUGGAUCUUCAAGGUGAGGGGGAGGAGCACUGGGUCUUCUCAAGGUGAGGGGGUAGAUUCACUCACUGCACCACAGCACUGAGUUGGCCCCUAGUCUUGUUCCACCUGCUGUUUGUGGUAAACAGGACGGCAUAGUAGGCUUGCUCUAAGCUUGACUCCUAAAGAAUGAAUACUCAAGCAGUCAUAUCAAUGCCCUUUUAACACAGUGAUUUUGUUUGUUAUUGGCAUAGUAAAACUAUUGAGAAAUGAAAUUAUUGUAGAAUCUAGUUCAUCAAAGGGAAUUUAGUGAACUUCCUCUAGGGACAUGUGCAAGCAGGAGAAUGUGUAGAGGAGUGAGGGAACAAAAGGGAAUGUGGAGCUUUCUGCUGCAACCAGCAUUGUUGAAUUCCUAGCGGAUGAAGUCAUGCAUGAUCAACCACUAGUCAGGACCUGUCCUACUGAGUAGAGGGGUCUAAAAACAGAGCAGAAACAGUCGUCCAAACACCGCCUGAAUCAUUUCACGUUCUACUUCUUCAGUCCUCCCCACAUCUGGCUGAACCAAAGUCCUGGUAUGAGAUUAAUUACAAAGCAUUACAAUGCAAUUUAAUGAGAUCAGACUUUCUCUUUCUAGUACCAUACAGUUUGAACCAAUCCCGCUGGUAUUGGUUUAUUCGGAUCCCCAUUAGUUUUUGCCGAAGCAGUAGCUAUUCUUCCUGGGGUCCACACAAAAACAGAAAACAUGACAAGUAACAAAACACUGAUACACUGAUAGACAAUAACAGUCACACACAUUUAAAAUACAAAGAUAUACAAACAAUACAACUAAAUAUUAUGUGCGUGUAAUUGAUAGUGUCGGUGUAACUUCUUAGAUGUAAUUAUUUAGGAGCUCCAAGAGUACAUUAUUAUGGAAAAGGUUUAUUGGACUAGGAACCUGUUUUUAGGUUAAUGUGUAUUGUAUCUUUAGUGAUUUUUUUUUAAAAUGUUGUCUGUUUCUAGUAUAAAGGAGCACAUUGCCAACACGAAGGACUCAAUCAAUGGAAGAGACCACGUGGCAGCCCUCCUAGAGAAACAGUUCUCCAGCCUAGAGAAGUCUUUACACAUCAUGCAACUCCGACUUGACAAACUAAUGGCACAGUGAAUUAUGUGUUCUUCAGGCUCUUUUUUUGUCAGCUUUUGAAUGAACCGUACCAUCAUGUAAUAUUUCCCACUAGAAAUGCAUGCAUACUCAGGGUAGGAAACCCUGUACAAAGCAUGAGGUGUACUUUCUCUGUAUUUGUACUGUAUUCUGUAUUUAUUCCUCCAUAGCGUCAUGUUACUAUUAAGUGUAUUUUAAUCGUAUGUAUCUGAAACCCAAACUGCAUGCAAAGCCUACAGCAUCGGGGAGAUAUUGAUGGCAAUAAAAUCUAUUUCUAUACUCCCAGCCUGCAGACCUGUUCCAUAGAGAUGUUUUUUAUUGAAGUACAACUGUGUGUGACACUCAUACAGUGUGUGGUAUAAAAUUGUAACAUUUAUGUAAAUGCUUUGUU